This is a messenger RNA of Tuber melanosporum (Perigord truffle), 2209 nucleotides long. RefSeq lists its product as uncharacterized. NCBI's taxonomy places the organism in Eukaryota, Fungi, Ascomycota, Pezizomycetes, Pezizales, Tuberaceae. The record is from RefSeq and is a predicted model, not a curated record. The transcript has 2 exons. Gene Ontology annotation, cellular component: membrane. Gene Ontology annotation, molecular function: serine-type endopeptidase activity. Bases 1 to 1656 code for a protein of 551 amino acids. Gene Ontology annotation, biological process: proteolysis.
AUGGCGGCUGCUGAGUUCUACAAUACAGGCCCCCAUCCCAGUGGGAGCCAUGGCCCCAACGACGACGAUGAUUACGAUAGACACAAUACACACUCACCCAUCUCUUCCAUUUCCAAUAGUGCAUCUCCAGUGCACAAGCCUUUACCCUCGCAGCCUUCGUUUCCUCCCACACAUGCCGCUACCGGCUACAGCGACGAUUUCUUUGGACGUCCUCACUCGACCCAGUCAAUAGAUACAGCAUAUCAUCCGCAUGAAUUCGAUCGGCCAAUAAGCCCAUCACAUUCAAGUUCUUACAGCUCCCACGACCCCUAUGGAAAAUCCGCCGAACCUUAUAACGAUGAUAUCCCGCUUAACGAUACCCGCCCGAGUCAGAAUUCAUCGCACAACUUGGCGGCUGUCGAGGGUGGUGGGUUUUCCGGUCCAAAGGGCAAGAAGGGAAAGUCUUCUUUCCUAAAAUCGAACAAGGGGCGAAGGCCAUGGUUUUGCUACAUCAUGGCGGCAAUUCAGAUCUCGGUGUUUAUCGCAGAGUUGGCACGCAAUGCAGCACUCACAAAGACGCCCAUUGCGAUCAAACCGCAGUUCAAUCCUAUGAUCGGUCCUUCGGUUCAUGUCCUCAUUAAUAUGGGCGCAAGGUUUGUGCCUUGCAUGAAGACUAUUAAGGACAUCACCGACAAACCCGGAAUCUCAUAUCCCUGCCCCAACACUACGGUUGAGGAUACAUCACGGGAAGGAUGCACUCUCGCGAAAUGGUGCGGCUUUAAUGGGGCCAACAUCCCGAGUGACCUUGGAGGAGCUGCACAAGCAGGUAGCGAGCCUAACCAAUGGUAUCGAUUUAUCACACCAAUAUUUUUACACGCCGGGUUGAUUCAUAUUGCGUUUAACAUGCUAGUUCAGCUCAAACUUGGUACGGAAAUGGAAAGGGAUAUUGGGCAUUUGAGAUUUGCCAUAGUAUAUUUCGCAGCAGGGAUUUUCGGGUUUGUGUUUGGAGGAAAUUUUGCUCCUAACGGACAGCCUAGCACGGGUUGUUCCGGAUCUUUGUUUGGAAUUUUUGCAUUGAUGCUUCUGGAUUUGUUAUGGACUUGGGGGUCACGCAAGUCGCCGAAGAAGGAUCUCGCAUUUCUUCUGGUUGAAAUCAUCAUUUGUUUUGUCAUUGGACUGUUACCUGGCUUGGACAACUUUUCACAUAUUGGAGGAUUCCUCAUGGGGCUUUUUCUGGGGCUCACCGUCUUGCAUUCUCCACCGUCGAUCCGACAGAAGAUCGGGGCCGGUGAACCACCCUACACUCCGAUGACAACCAACAGGCCGCCGUACGCUGCGAACCCCCAUUCCACGCUUCCCGGUGGUUUUGGAGGGUUUUUAAAGAACCCUGCGGGGUUCUUUAAGGGGCGCAAACCGCUCUGGUGGGCGUGGUGGCUUGUUCGUGCAGCUACCCUUGCGACAGCGCUAAUCGUCAUGGUUGUCCUUAUCAACAAUUUUUACAAGUACAAGAAGACUUGCGGAUGGUGUAAAUACCUCAGCUGUCUGCCCGUACUCAACUGGUGUGAGAUGGGUGCGUUGACUAUGACAAACACCACCACUAGUAGUGACACCAGUGAUAAUCCUGCGAGAAUGUUGGCGAGAAGCCUAGCUCCCCAAGACCUGGCUCAAUUUCUUUGAAACCAUCUCCUCUGCUUAUGUUCUUUUCCCCCACGCUGUCGUUGCUCUGGCUUAUAAACAAAAGCUUUCCAGCGGCAUGCGAAAAAUACCCUUGUUCGUCCUGUUUUGUUUCUUGGUUAAAUUCCAAGGAUUGUUGAUGUGGCUCUUUUUCUCUUUCUUAUCAUUUCAUCACAAGGUGGAGUUGUGUGUUUUUUCUUUCUUGAGAAACUCCGGUUGCCGUGCUCCCUUCGAAGUGGGUGCGUAUCCGCGGAUGUCACGGACAAACAUUGGGGAAAACUGGCGUGUACAGUAUAGUGGUAAUGGUUUAUUGCUUUUCUAGAUGAGCGGAAGUGGACACAUGGGACAUGUUUGACGUGUUUUAAGUUGGCAUGUAUCAUGCAUCAUGGUGUUAUAUUUUUCUUGAUGAUACUUUCGAAAGCAGCAUAUUUCACACUCGGGGUGGGCAGGCCCAAAGGAAGAAAAUGCAUAGGAUAGUCAUAGAAGGUGCUCCUGUACAGUACUUGUUUGUUAUAUACGCAAAGGAAAAAACAGCAAGAGGUCUCGAUAUUGAGAA